Brienomyrus brachyistius is the source of this 2400-nucleotide messenger RNA. It is a transcript of the gene wdr55, whose product is annotated as WD repeat domain 55. Gene Ontology annotation, molecular function: protein binding. The transcript is spliced from 9 exons. Bases 205 to 1395 code for a protein of 396 amino acids. The record is from RefSeq and is a predicted model, not a curated record. NCBI's taxonomy places the organism in Eukaryota, Metazoa, Chordata, Actinopteri, Osteoglossiformes, Mormyridae.
UCCAUCCUGAAAGCCAAAAUACAGAUAGACAUCAUAGAGUUCCAGAAAAAAAUACUUACAGUGGUGUCAUCCCUAGCAUCAGUGAAAGAUUAUGUUUGCCUCUAUAUAAUAUAAUGCAUAAAGACGCAACGUUAUAUAACUAUUUAAAUGUUAUUUUUACGAGUUUAUUUAUCUUUAAGCUUUCAUGACCUAGAUUGACUCAAGAUGGCAGCCUCCACGGAGGAUCUUGAUGCGUCCGUGCUGUCGGAUAAAUCUGAUUCUGAAAACGAAAGCGACGAGGAAGACGGGGCAGAGAAAUCUCCAGAGCCCAGGAUUAGGGAGACUCCGGAAGAUAUCAAAUUCGAUGCCAUCGUGAACACCCUGGCUUUUCACCCGACGCGGGACAUCCUUGCCGCCGGUGACAUCGAUGGUGAUAUCUAUGUAUAUUCCUACUCCUGCACAGAAGGGGAAAAUAAGGAGCUCUGGUCAUCAGGACACCACCUUAAGUCGUGCAGGGAGGUGGCCUUUUCCCAAGAUGGGAUGAAACUGUUUAGCGUGUCUAAGGACAAAUCGGUUCAUAUUAUGGAUGUUGAGGAGGGAAAGCUGGUCAGCCGCAUCCCAAAGGCUCACAGUGCUCCCAUCAACGCCUUGCUGGUAAUCGAUGAGAACCUGUUAGCAACUGGGGACGAUUGUGGCACCUUGAAGGUGUGGGACAUGCGAAAGGGGACGGCAUUCAUGGACCUGAAACACCAUGAGGAUUACAUCAGUGGCAUCACCAUUGAUCAGGCCAAGAAGAUCCUACUGACCUCAAGCGGUGAUGGGACUAUGGGUGUGUUCAACAUAAAGAGGAGGCGCUUUGAGCUGGCCUCUGAGUUCCAGGAUGGAGACCUCACUUCCGUGGCUAUCAUGAAGCGUGGCCGAAAGGUUGUUUGUGGCUCCAGCGAAGGCAUGAUCUACCUCUUCAACUGGAACGGCUUUGGUGCCACUAGCGACCGCUUUGCGGUGAAGGCGGAGUCGGUGGAUUGCGUCGUCCCCAUCACCGACAGCAUUCUGUGUAUCGCAUCCAUGGACGGCGUGGUCAGGGCGAUCAAUCUUCUGCCGAACCGCGUUCUGGGGAGCGUGGGUCAGCACAUAGGGGAACCUAUCGAGCAGAUCGCCCGUUCGCGCGACGCACGCUUCUUGGCCAGCUGCGCCCACGACCAGCAGGUGAAGUUCUGGGAUAUCUCGGGCCUCCCCGCCACGGUGGUGAGCGAUUACCGGCAGAAGAAGAAGAAGGACGCCAGCCUCAAAUCCCUGAGCAAGAAGGCCUUUGGCGUGGGGGACGAUUUUUUCUCUGGGCUCGCGGAGGAGGCGGAAACAAAAAAAGAAGAAAAGGAGGACGAGAGCGAGGAAGAGAGUGAGAGCGACAGCGACUGAGGACGAGAGCGAGGAAGAGAGCGACAGCGACUGAGGCCUCGCUGCAGAUCAGCGCAGUGCAGGACUGAAUUGUUGGAGUGAUUGGAGAAAUUCAGCGGAAUCUGCAGAGGAGGAAACUUUAUAAAGAGAGAUUAACACAUUUCAGAAGCGCAAACUGUUGGGAAGUGUGGUACAGCCACAGUGUCUGACCCUCCUGCAUUUUCUAAAAUUUGAUUCACGAACAUCUUCCCUGAACUGCUGGGAGAUGAUAUCCUCACUCCACAACUUACAGAGGUUGUCUUGCAGACGUGCGUACGGGGGCUGAUAGAUCUACUCGGCAACACUGGCUUUCAUUAGGUCUCUCCAUCAAACACAAAACUUCUGGAAUGGUUUUCCAGAAGAUCGAAUGAAUGCAGCAUGGAAAGUGCAGCAAGUUUUGCUAAUUAUCAAUGACGGUUCACACUGAUAGUCCUUCGAGACCAUUUGCAACUCAGUGUGAUGUUAGCCAUCUGAUUUUUUUUGGGCAAUGUUUUAGUUAAGGGGGGGGGGGGGUUCAUGUGGAGGUAAGUCAAGAGGACCGGCACCUACUGGAGGACCUAUUGGAGACCAGGACUAAGAAAGCUGGUGGAGUGAGGGCAGCCUUUAGCCCUGUGAGGCCUUUAGCCCUGUGAGGCCUUUAGCCCUGUGAGGCCUUUAGCCCUGUGAGGCCUUUAGCCCCGUGUCUCAGGGGUCAGAACCUGCAUAUCAGGUUCUAGGAGCAAAUUUACUAAAUCUGUUUGCUAUCACUGUCAAUUGAGAAUCGAUGUUUUUAAUUGCUGGGUAAAUAUCAGUGAAAUAAUUCCCUGAAAUUAAAAUGUAUCUCCUUAAGAAACUUACGUGUUUUUCUUUUUGAGUUUACGCUGGACUACUGGAUUGAUACAACCAAUCUAACUAGUAAAAAAGCGUAAUUAUUACAGCAAGCGAACAUUUUACUGUAAACACCAUGGCUUUACGUGCUGGUGACAAUAAAAAUGUGUCUCACAGCUA